AUGGUAUUAAAUGGUAUUCUAUUUGUCGAUGGUAGUACAGCACAUGAACAUCUUCACGCUUUAAUACAUUUUACUAAUGGAUUUACAAUGUUAGCCUACAAGAAAAAACUGCAGCGCACUAGUACACGACUCCAUUCAAAAACAACUUUCAAGAAAAUAAUUUGCUUGUAUCAUGCUGUUGGUGUCCUCAUAUACAUCACCUGUGCUGAUGGACAAAAGCCUCUAAAAGGGAUGGAGAUGGUCUUAGAGGUACACCUUAUUCUCAUUACGAUAGAAGAGUAUUCAAAAAAGAUUGGUUACAUUCCCGAGGAAAACAGUGUUGCUUGGUACGCACAGAAACUUCAGAAUUAGCAUCUGAAUAUGUAAAAGACUUAGAAAAAUACACGUCUGAACACGAACUUCAUGAUUAAUCUACAUGUAGAUGUGAAAGAGGUGCCGAAGGAAUAAGACGGAGGGAAGAAGCUAACGAGAAACGAAAAAAAU
This is a messenger RNA of Psylliodes chrysocephalus, 483 nucleotides long. NCBI's taxonomy places the organism in Eukaryota, Metazoa, Arthropoda, Insecta, Coleoptera, Chrysomelidae. The record is from the annotation of a GenBank genome assembly.